UGGAUGAAGGGUCAAAGAUAACGCUAAUGGAAGAUGCGGUGGCGGAUCAGCUUGGAUUUGCCGGUCCAACGGAAACUCUAAACUUGCAGUGGACAGGAAAUAUCAAGCGUAGUGAGACAAAUUCAAAACGAAUCAACGCUAAAAUUUCCGGAGAAGGUUCAUCGAAACAGUAUCAAAUGAUUAACGUGCGUACCGUCGGUGGAUUACUGCUUCCAUCGCAGACAGUACACUACGCGAAAAUGUGCAGAAGAUACCCACAUCUACGAGGUCUACCAAUACGUAGCUACGAGAAGGUGUCACCUAAACUCUUGAUUGGUCUUGACAACUUGAAGCUCAUCGUGCCGUUAAAGAUCAGAGAAGGAAGGUGGGCAGACCCUAUAGCCGCCAAGAGCCGCAUCGGAUGGAGCAUUUACGGAUGUGCUACGACACAAGCAUCGACGGUCACGUGUGGGUUUCAUUUUGGAGGAUGGACCAAUCAGGAGCAGGAACUUAACCAAUUGGUUCGUGACUAUAUCACACUGGACAACACCGGUGUAACACAUCCUUCUAUGAUCCUAGAAUCCGAGGAAGACAAGCGGGCAAGACUGCUGCUGGAGUCAACUACUCGAAAAAUCGGGGGAGCUUUCGAGACAGGAUUACUGUGGAAGACUGACAAUAUCCAAUUCCCAAACAGCUAUGGGAUGGCAUUUAAACGGAUGUGUGCCCUCGAAAGAAGAUUAGAAAAGGAUCCGGUUCUCUACGCUCGUGUUAAACAGCAACUUCGAGACUACGAGACAAAAAGGUACGCACACAAAGCAACUCCACACGAACUCUCCACCACUAAUUCGAACCAGUGUUGGUAUUUGCCGCUGGGGAUAGUCCUGAAUCCGAAUAAGCCGAACAAGCUUAGGAUGAUCUGGGACGCAGCGGCAAAAGUAAAUGGAAUUUCUCUAAACUCCGCUUUGUUGAAAGGACCAGACUUUUUAACGUCUCUACCGACAGUCAUAGGAAACUUUCGCUUGUAUCGAUACGCCCUGACCGGAGACAUUAAGGAAAUGUUCCACCGGUUCUUCAUCCGGCACCAAGAUCGUCAGUUCCAGAGGUUUCUGUUCAGAGAUAGUUCAGAUGAGGAUCCCGUGGUUUAUGUCAUGGACGUCGCCAUAUUCGGAGCAGCCUGCUCGCCGAGUAGUGCCCACUAUAUUAAAAACCUAAAUGCCAAGGAGUUUGAAGCACAGUUCCCGCGGGCAGCAGCAGCCAUCACUUAUCGCCACUACGUGGAUGAUUAUUUAGACAGCUUCGAAACCAUUGAGGAAGCUGUGAAGAUCGGCCAACAGGUGAAGCAUAUCCAUGCCGAAGGUGGGUUCGAAAUCCGGAACUUUUUAUCAAACGACCCAACUAUAGCAGCGCGUGUUGGUGAAGAAUCACUGGAAGCAGAAAAGAGUAUUUGUGUAGAGAAAGCCGAGCAAGUCGAAUCCGUAUUGGGUAUGAAGUGGAUGCCAAGCAGCGACACUUUUACAUUCACCGUUUCUCUACGAGAUAACUUGCAACACGUGCUAAAUCUAUUGCAUAUCCCUACAAAACGGGAAGUUUUGCGUACUGUGAUGAGUUUCUUUGAUCCCCUGGGACUGAUAUCAUUCUAUUUGAUUCAUGGUCGCAUCCUGAUGCAAGACAUAUGGGCAAUUGGUAUCGGUUGGGAUGAACCGAUCAGUGAUGAAAUCUUCAUACAGUGGAAAAGGUGGAUCGAACUGAUCCCGGAGUUGAACACUCUUCGUAUUCCACGCUGUUACAUCAGUGGUUCCACGGAAACCAGAUAUUCCAUGUUGCAGGUUCAUGUUUUUGUCGACGCAAGUCAGUCAGCGUAUGCAGGUGCUGCAUAUUUCCGGGUAGAAACCCCAAGGGGUCCAGUGGUCAGCCUCGUAGCAGCGAAAUCCAAAGUAGCACCAUUAAAACUGUUGACAAUUCCACGACUUGAACUUCAAGCAGCGGUUUUGGGCUCCCGUUUGCUCAACAAUGUGAUCGCCAUGCACGCUCUGCCUGUGAAGAAACGAGUAUUGUGGUCCGAUUCAAACACCGUUCUGGCCUGGAUUCGGUCGGAUCAGCGGAGGUAUCAUCAAUAUGUGGGAUUCAGGAUCAGCGAAAUCCUAUCUCUGACGGACGUAAACGAAUGGCGAAAGAUACCCUCUAAGGAGAAUGUAGCGGACGACGCGACGAAGUGGGGAGCAGGGCCGAACAUCAAGAGUGACAGUCUAUGGUUUCAUGGACCAGAGUUUCUUCGGCAUGCAGAAGAGUUCUGGCCUGGGAGUGAUGAUCAGAUCGAUCAUACAGAGGAAGAAAUACUGACGUGUAACAUUCAUGAAGCAAUACAGUCGUCGCUGGUUAACCUAAAUAGGUUCAGCAAAUGGGAGAAAGUACAUCGCACUAUGGCGUAUGUGUAUAGAUUCGUCAAGAAUGUUCAACGUGCUCAUCGAAAUGAAACGCAGCUCCUAGGAGCAUUGACGCAGGAAGAAUUAGUAGUUGCCGAGAGAUAUCUGUGGAAGGAAGCACAAGCUGAAUCGUUUGCUGCAGAGCUGGUAAUGUUGGAGAAAACGAAAGGAAAGCCAGAGGGAGUUCAUGUGAUCCUACCAAAAUCAAGUACGAUACACAAGCUGUGGCCGUUUAUUGAUAGGAAUGGGGUUAUGCGGAAACGUGGUCGCUUGGGGAAUGCUGAUUGGAUACCUUUCCAGACCAAAUAUCCGGUAAUUCUUCCGCGACAACAUCCCAUUACACUUCUUCUCGUCGACUCCUUUCAUCGUAGAUUUCAUCAUCGCAACCGCGAGACAAUUGUUAACGAGUUGCGGCAACACUAUGAAAUCCCGAAGUUACGGUCUGUGGUGUUCAAAGUAGCUGAGAACUGCAUGACAUGUAGAAUCCGCAGAGCCAUUCCUAGCUCACCUCCUUUGGCACCUCUACCGGUAGCCCGAGUGACACCCUAUGUACGCCCGUUCACUUUCGUAGGGGUUGACUAUUUCGGCCCAGUGUUGGUAAAAGUUGGACGCAGCAACGUUAAGCGGUGGAUAGCCCUUUUCACUUGCUUAACAAUCCGUGCUAUACACCUUGAAGUUACACACAGCUUAUCCAAAGAAUCGUGUGUGAUGGCGGUGAGAAGAUUUGUGUCACGACGUGGGGCACCAACAGAAAUCUUUAGCGACAAUGGCACAAACUUUCUCGGGGCAAGCAAUCAAUUGAAACAGGAGGUCGAAAAAUUAAAUAAUCAUCUGGCAUCAACCUUUACCAAUACAACAACUCGAUGGUCGUUCAACCCACCUGGCGCUCCACACAUGGGUGGAGUGUGGGAACGAAUGGUCCGUUCUGUAAAAGUAGCGAUCAAUGGUAUUCUAGAUACACAACGACGCCCGGACGAUGAAGUACUGGAGACGGUGGUUAUUGAGGCCGAAGCGAUGAUUAAUUCUCGGCCACUUACAUACAUACCACUAGAGUCGGCUGACAAGGAAUCUCUCACUCCAAAUCAUUUCCUGUUAGGCAGUUCCAGUGGGGUAAAGCAGAUGCCGGUGCUACCUACCGACUAUCAAUCGACGCUGCGAAACGGGUGGAAACUUGCGCAGCACUUGUCUGACGGUAUAUGGAAGAGGUGGAUUAAGGAGUACUUGCCGGUGAUAUCCAGGCGUUCUAAGUGGUUCGAGGAAGUCAAAGAGAUAGAAGAAGGAGAUCUGGUACUGAUCGUGGAUGGCGCAGUACGGAACCAGUGGAUCAGAGGAAGAGUGGACAAGGUGGUUAAAGGAAGAGAUGGAAGAGUACGGCAGGCAUGGGUGAGGACCACGAAGGGCGUUCUUCGGAGGCCAGUGGUGAAGUUGGCGUUACUCGACGUCAUAGGUAGUGGUAAACCGAAUGUUGACCAUGAUGGUUUACGGGUGGGGGAAUGUGACGACGAGAACCGGUCGGCGCUCAACCGUUAAUAGUGAACUGCAGGGCAUAUACUGUGUUCGACAGCUACGCAGUGGAAAACGUCAACGAAUGACGAACUGUCAUAGAUGUCACAUGAAGCAGAACGUCAGUGACUAUGCAAAUUUGGUAUUUAUAGAUUAUUGUACUCGAUCGGCCAGUAAUUUUCCAGUUAUUAAUAGUAUUCCGAAAUAUUUGAGAAUUUACUACAAUAUUCAAUAUUUGCAAUACCAACACCUAUUCUAAAAAAGUUAAACCUAGAGGAUUAGUAAGAGAUACUGUUAAAAUUCUAAAGCUGUCCCAACCAACUACGAGUUUAUCGGUGGGCUGCUAAAAGAAAACAGUUUCAAC
Molecule: messenger RNA, 4269 nt
Organism: Armigeres subalbatus
Lineage: Eukaryota; Metazoa; Arthropoda; Insecta; Diptera; Culicidae
Exons: 3
Coding region: 27-3932 (1301 amino acids)
Biological process (GO): DNA integration
Molecular function (GO): nucleic acid binding
Source: RefSeq, a predicted model, not a curated record